Messenger RNA from Arachis duranensis, 1107 nucleotides. Its product is annotated as proteasome subunit alpha type-5. Gene Ontology annotation, cellular component: proteasome core complex; nucleus; proteasome core complex, alpha-subunit complex. The transcript has 10 exons. NCBI's taxonomy places the organism in Eukaryota, Viridiplantae, Streptophyta, Magnoliopsida, Fabales, Fabaceae. The record is from RefSeq and is a predicted model, not a curated record. Bases 186 to 899 code for a protein of 237 amino acids. Gene Ontology annotation, biological process: proteasome-mediated ubiquitin-dependent protein catabolic process.
UAGUUUUUACAAGAUGGGACACACAACACAGACCCCUUGAGCAAGCAAAGCAAAGCCAAGCCAAUAAGCAAAAGCCCACAUCGCCGCUCUUCACUCCUCAGAGGCGCAAAGAUCAAGACACAGUAUAAGCUGAGGAAGUUGAAGCCAUUUUUGGGUAAGUGUGAUUUCAUCGAAUCAAAUCGAAGAUGUUCCUCACAAGGACCGAGUAUGACCGAGGAGUCAACACCUUUUCUCCUGAAGGCCGUUUGUUUCAGGUUGAAUAUGCAAUUGAGGCCAUCAAGCUGGGUUCAACUGCUAUUGGGUUGAAGACAAAACACGGUGUUGUCCUUGCAGUUGAAAAGCGUAUCACUUCACCGCUACUGGAACCUAGCAGUGUGGAAAAGAUAAUGGAAAUUGACGAACAUAUAGGUUGUGCAAUGAGUGGAUUGAUUGCUGAUGCUCGAACACUUGUUGAGCAUGCACGAGUGGAAACUCAGAAUCAUAGGUUCUCCUAUGGUGAACCGAUGACUGUAGAGUCUACCACCCAAGCACUUUGUGAUUUGGCCUUGCGUUUUGGUGAAGGCGAUGAAGAGUCCAUGUCUCGACCAUUUGGAGUUUCUCUUCUUAUUGCUGGACGUGAUGAGAAUGGACCUAGUUUAUAUUACACUGACCCAUCUGGAACAUUUUGGCAAUGCAAUGCAAAAGCUAUUGGAUCAGGGUCAGAAGGAGCAGAUAGUUCUCUGCAAGAACAAUACAACAAGGACCUUACUCUUGAAGAAGCAGAGACUAUUGCUUUAUCCAUUCUGAAGCAAGUUAUGGAAGAGAAGGUAACUCCAAACAACGUGGACAUCGCUAAGGUGUCCGAAAAAUAUCAUCUUUAUACUCCGGCUGAGGUGGAAGCUGUGAUAAGUCGCCUAUGAAUUACUUUUGUGUGAUUUGCUAUCAUUGCCAUUUGUUCCCAUACCUUGAACCCCUGCCUUACCUACAGUCUGUUUUAAUAGCUUUGUGCUCAAACUUUUUCGAUACUACACUUGUGGCCAAAUUGUACUCUCUAUCUGAUUCUCAAGUGUCCAAUUUGCUAAAUUCAGUUUAGUUACUAUAUAUUUAUUGGACAAUUUGGAAACGCCA